This is a messenger RNA of Actinia tenebrosa (Australian red waratah sea anemone), 5383 nucleotides long. RefSeq lists its product as uncharacterized. The record is from RefSeq and is a predicted model, not a curated record. NCBI's taxonomy places the organism in Eukaryota, Metazoa, Cnidaria, Anthozoa, Actiniaria, Actiniidae. Gene Ontology annotation, biological process: regulation of mRNA splicing, via spliceosome. Gene Ontology annotation, molecular function: RNA binding. Gene Ontology annotation, cellular component: spliceosomal complex.
GCUGUACCACGUGAGUUCUCUUGACGGAAAAGAUGGCGGAUGCAGGGUUUUUCAGAGGAACAAGCGCAGAGCAAGAUAAUCGUUUUCGAGACAAACAAAAGAAGCUUUUGAAGUCUAUAAAGUUUGAAAAUGUCUUGGGGCAAAAGGUCGAUAUGGAGAAAGUCAACCUGGAUGUUUUAAAACCAUGGAUAACAAAGCGUAUUACAGAGAUUUUGGGUUUUGAAGACGACGUUGUCUUGGAGUUCGUCAUGAACAUGCUUGAAUCUGAAAAGCACCCGGAUCCCAAGUUAAUGCAGAUCAAUAUCACUGGUUUCCUGCAAGCCAAGAAUGCAAGGAUCUUCAUGGGAGAGCUAUGGGAAUUGUUAGUCAGUGCACAGGAAAACAUCGGCGGGAUACCAUCCGAAUUCCUGGAAAAGAAAAAAGAAGAAAUAAAACAAAGAAAGCUUGAACAAGAGAGAAUCCAAGCUAAUCUUAAAAAGCAAGGAGAACUUUUACAAGCAGAAGCAGACAGCACAGGUGUUGAAGAUACUCAGAAUGGCAUGGGUGCUGAUGAUACUAACCUGCCAGAAGAGGUGCGUAAGGCAAGAAAAGCUGCAUCCAAGCUAGCUGAAAGCAUGGGCGACACCACUAGCCAGGGAGUGGUGGGGGAACAAGGUGCAACCACUGCCGAGCCCACAGAGAAAACAGAGAACAAAGGUACAAAAGCUGAAAGGGUGGGGAAUGAGGAUUCUGGCUCUCGGAAACAUAAACGAAGAUGGAGUUCUAACAAAGAGAGCUCUGAUGGACUGAAAUCACCAGAGAAGGGUCAUUCAAGGUCAAGGUUGAAAAGAGAUACACUAUCCCUAACUAGUGAACAUUCUGAAAAAGGAAAUCUUAACCCAAAGAAUGAAUCUCAUGAAUCAAAAAAGAAAGAAUCCGAGAGCUCAAGUCUAAGUAGAAAAGAGGCCAGAGCCAAAAGAUUUGGACUUCAAGUAGAAAAAAGCACUAGAACACCAAAAUAUGAUAACCUACUAAGAUCAUCGUGUCAUCCUUGUAAUGCUGCUUGUGCAGUUGAUCGGGAAAAACCCAACUGGGCCAACACCCACCUCCAAUACUGCUCUUUAGCCAAGAAAUCUGGUACUAAAAUUAUUCUAGUUGGAGAUUCCAUGGUCAAAGGGCUAGCCCGCUAUCCUCGCGUGUGGAGAUAUUACUUUGCUAGACUUGGUGCUUUGAACUUUGGAAUUGGGGGCGAUCGAACUCAGCAUGUUUUAUGGAGGCUGCAGAAUGGAGAAUUGGAAUGUACCCCAGAAAUCAUCGUGAUACACUGCGGCACAAAUAAUGUCAAUCAAGACUCGGCAGAAGAUAUAGUAAGGGGUAUACUUGCUAUAGUAGAUUUCAUAUCUGCUAAGACUCCUUAUUCGAAGAUCAUCGUAACUGGCAUCCUACCCAGAGAUCUUUAUCCUUCUUUUCGCCGAACGAAAAUUACCGAAGUUAAUUCCAUCCUUGAAGAAAUUAUCGACCUAUCAGAUGACCAGAAGUUCAACCAUGUGUACUUCCUGAGACCAGAUAGUGAUUGGAUAUUAGAUGACGGCACCAUUGAUGAAUCACUUUAUCAUACAGAUCAUCUACACUUGAUUGAAGCCGGUGACGAAAAGUUUUCCAAGGCAAUCGUUAGUCUUAUCAACAAAGUUCAGGGCUCUAAAACAAAGGAAAACUCUAUUAAAGAUAAAGAAGAAAGAGAAGAAAAAGACAAGAAUAGUAGAAGAUCCAAAUCCAAGUCUCCAGAUAAGCGUCAUCGUAGUCGAUCUCAUUCAUCCCGCUCCAAGUCUUCCUCUUCACGUUCCCGUUCACGAUCCAAAAGUCCUCUCAGACGAAAAAAAUCUUGGUCAUCGUCUCGCUCAAGGUCACGGACACCACCAAGACGCAGACGAUCCCGUUCUUAUUCACCUCGGCGCAGGUCUCCCUACAGGUCUCCCUACAGGUCUCCCUAUAGGGCAUCUCGUUAUUCACCAUACAGGAGACAAGGAAGACGGGAUUCGCCACCAAGUCGAUGGCGCCCUCCUCCACGACGACGUAGAACACCCGAAAGAAGGUCAAGGUCAUUUUCCCCAAGAAGACGGGCACGUCCAUCUCGCUCAAGGUCUCCCGCACGCCGUAAACCAUCUCCUGCUCGCUCUGAAUCAUCCAGAUCACGUUCACGAAGCUCAAGCCCAGAAAAAUCCAAGUCCAAGUCGAGAUCUCCCAGCCCGCCUAAAACAAGCGAGAACCUCAAAACCAAGACCACCCCGUCCCCUCCCCCCUCACAUCAUCGCUCUGAGUUCAAGAAAACAAAAGAAGAGGAUUCACCUGUAAGACAGCCAUCCUUGUCACCUUCACCGUCACCUAAACCAGAAGAGAAGGAAAAGUCCCCGGCGAUAAUACCUAAAUCUUCCAAGACGACGAGUCGUAGAUAUCGACAAAGAUCAGCACGCUCCGAAUCAAAAUCCGACUCGGAUUCUGAGUCAUCACCAGAACGAAUGAAAAAACGCUCGCCAUCCCCUGCCGAACGAAAGCGAAGAACCCCCGAGGAUUCGCCGAGGAACCGAAGACCCAGGGACGAAUACCCGAGGGAUCGUAGAAGGAGGAGUCCCAGUGAAUCUCCUCGUGAUCGACGAAGACGAUACAAUUCACCGCCCAGACGAAGACCGCGCUUUUCACCACCACGAAGAAGAUAUUCACCAUCACCUCCGAGAAGACGACGACGCAACGACAGCCCUCCGAGAAAAAGUACUUCACGUCGAGAAGAAACACCUUCCCCUAGUCCCUCUCCGCCUCGAGUAAGACGUAGCCGCGAAUCGUCACCAAGAAGACGACAACAAAGACGGAGAAGCUCUACACCACCUCCACGAAGGCGACGAACAAAUUCUCCUCCAAAACGCAGAACAAGAUCCCCUUCUGCUAAAUCAGAUUCCUCCUCACCCUCCCCUCCCAGGAAGACAAACACGCGCCAGUCUCCCACGAGAAGACGAGACUCGCAAAGACAACAAUCUGUUAGUGAAUCCCCACCUAGAAGAAAACGCGCUGACAUACCCGAAAAGAAACGUAACGUUAGAGAGAGAGAAAGUUCAUAUUCCUCGUACAGUGAUUCUUCACCUCCUCCCAAAAAAAGAACUGACGUGUCGCCAAAAACACGCGAUACGAAAAGAGAGAGGUCGGGUUCUCCAGCCCCUAAGAGAAAGUCCCCAAGCCCUUCCAAGAACAAGGCAGUAACCAAGAAGCAAGAGAGAGGAAGGAGAGGUCGAUCUCGAUCUCCUUCGCCGUCGGUUAAUAAACGUGUUGCGUCCGAGGAUGAGAGACAGGCCAGGAAACCUUCACCUAAGCGUGACCGACAUAGACAGAGAAGAUCAAGAUCAAACUCUAGAUCUCCGCCAAAGAGACGACGCGUGGAUCGAGACUCGAGUUCUUCGUCAUCUCCGGAGUCGCCACUACCCUCCAAGACAAAGGAAAGAGACUCAACCCAAACAUCCAAAAAAUCAGAGGACCUGAGAAGAUCUACAUCUCCCAAACCUUCUUCCACUUCCAAGAGAAAAGCAAAAGAAAGAUCCCAUUCCCCCGAUGCUGUGCGCCAAAGCCCGCCAAGGUCAAGGUCGCAGGAGGAGAGACAAAGAAGAUCCCCGAGCGUCGAGAAAAGGAGAGAGUUGCCAUUGAAGAAGAUUACUAGGAAAGAAUCGAGUGAAAGGGAGGAGAAGCCUGAACAGGAGAAAAGGGACAGUGUUUCGCCUGCAAGGGAGCCUUCUGUGGAAAGUGAAGGGCAAAAAGAAAAACACAAAAAGAAGAAAAAGCACAAGAAACACAAAAAACAUGGUGCGUCCAAACACAAGCGAAAAGACAAACAUAAGCACAAGAAACAGAAACCAGCGAAAACCAAAUCAUCUGAGAACUCAGAAAGUGAAAAUGAACCAAUGGAAGAGGAACCGGAAGUAAAAGGAAAAGGAAAACCGGAAGAAGACGGUGAAAACCUAGAAAAACAACUCCGAGAAAAAGCUCUUCUCUCGAUGCGGAAACACUCGCGUCAGUACGAUUCGGACGAUGAGUAAACCACCAUCUUUCAUUAGUUUUAAGACUUUUCAAUUACUCUUGCAUCCAAACCACAUCUAAGGUGUUUGCAGAAAGAUUUCCCUGUGCAGUAUUCAAGUUUUAGUAAAUGUAAGAUCUAAAGUAGCAGUAUAGUACUUGAUAGUUCUUAUGAGAAUUUCGACCAGAAGCUGUAGCAAAAGUCUUGAUUAGUAUUUUCGAGAGAAGAUUUUGAUGAAGAAAAUCGCAUACACCAAGGUACACCAUGGAAAUAUCUCUGGUAAAGUUGGUAAACCCACAAGUUGUAUCAACCAUUGCUCAAAGUAGAAGCAAGUUCUGCGCAAUCAAAAAUAACCGUUUUCGGUUUAAAAUAAUCAAUUUCAUGCGACCUGUCAUUCCCUUGAGUAUGUUUUUAUUGAUUCCAGGUAUCUCUUGAAGCAUAAUUAGGUAAUAGAAGCGUAGGAGGCUAUUCUACUGAAGUGUUUUCUUCUGGAACUUGCACUACCCUUGCGCGAAUUUAUUUUAUUUUAAAUUUUAUUGUCAAAUCUAAAGCGGUUCUCAAAGGCAUAAAAAAUACUGGAGAAGGAAAAACAUAAGGAGACGAUGCAUUAUAUUAUAUCUGAAUUUUAUCUCUAUUUUAGGAACUUAGCGUAAAGUUUAUUCGUCUUAUCGAUGGAAUACUAAUAGCAAAGACGUAGGUUCUGACAAGCAUCUGCGCAAUAUUCAGACCACAAUCUUCCAGCAUAUUGAAGGAAAGUUUUUCUUAGUUGUCAUCCAACAUGGCGGAACAUGGUCACGUGACUUGUCAGAUCGGCAGUUGUAUUAUAUAUUCUCCAGGACUUACGUUCUGCCUUAAGCCCCGUUUACACUGCCGAUUUUUGCUGCAAUUUUUGUGUCAAUUUUCGGAAAUAUGAAAAUUUUUUUCUCAUCCUUCAAAAGAGACAUUCGUCUAGGAAAAUCUUGGUAUCCUGAAAAAAAAAAACACUUUACGAGUAAAUUCUUUACCAUUAUUUAUUAUGGACAAAAUCGCAAAAAAAUCGCAGCAAAAAUCGCAAAAAAAACGCUAGUAUAAACGGGGCUUUAGAUUUAGUAACCUAAUAACAGACGUCUUUCGGAUCUGUCACGCAACGUUUCCCUCCCCACGAACGGGAAACGUUGCGUGACACCCUAAGAACGUAGCGUAGGAGGCUAUAGCUUUAGUUGUACGAAAAAAACACAGGCUUCACUUACUUGACUUCCUGUGGAUCUUGGAGAAACAGGAAGCCCAAACAGGACAAAGUCAUCUUGUAUAAACAAGCUAUCUGAUAUGGCCUUGAGAGGCAUGUAUGAUAUAAUAAAAUGACUAAGCAUU